Messenger RNA from Anopheles gambiae (African malaria mosquito), 4202 nucleotides. It is a transcript of the gene Mer, whose product is annotated as moesin/ezrin/radixin homolog 2. Lineage: Eukaryota; Metazoa; Arthropoda; Insecta; Diptera; Culicidae. The coding region runs from base 521 to 2278 and encodes 585 amino acids. Gene Ontology annotation, molecular function: actin binding; cell adhesion molecule binding. Gene Ontology annotation, biological process: positive regulation of protein localization to early endosome; regulation of organelle assembly; positive regulation of early endosome to late endosome transport. Gene Ontology annotation, cellular component: cytoskeleton; apical part of cell; adherens junction. The record is from RefSeq and is a predicted model, not a curated record. The transcript has 6 exons.
CACUGCUGUCAAAACAGUAAAAUGGAUUCGAUUAGUUUUUUCUUAUUGUUGUCGCUUGUUUCUUAUGUUUGCUACGAAGCUGUACCGUCUAGUUUCUGAAUAUUUGUUGCAAACAGACACGAUAUAGCAAAUGAGAUCUAUUGUUUGUGUAAUUGUUGUGUCUGUUGGUAUUUAUAGUUUAACAGUAUUCUAGAAUUACGACCGCAGUAUUGCACACCACAUCCCGAGGGUGCUGCAAAACGUCAUAUAAUCACGCAUCGCCAAUACGAUACGAUUGUUCAAACAAACCUUUAUAGCUGAAUCCACACGAAUCGAAACGGUACAGCGAGGACGAUAUCGAAAUACAACUACUAGAAACUCGAACCACUAGCGUCCAUCAACUCGCACCCGUACCGGGUUCGUGGUUUCGUUCUCAGUUCCCGACAUCAGUUUUAUAAUUGAACGACGCAGGACGGGGCGUUUCCGAUUAAAUUCGGAAGUAAGCUCAAACCACGGAACUAAGCCUGGUCCCUGGUACGAUAUGAUGGUCCCAUUUCGACGUAAGAAAUCUAACAAACAAUUUCCAGUGAAAGUAUGUACCUUUGAUUCGGAGCUUGAAUUUCACCUUGAGCACCGAGCAACAGGUAGAUACUUGUUUGAAUUAAUAUGUCGAACGAUCGGCCUGCGCGAGACAUGGUACUUUGGGUUGCAGUUCGAAGAUUCCAAAGGAAACCUGUCAUGGCUGAAAAUGGACAAGAAGGUCCAGGAUCAGAGCGUGCACAUGACAAACGGUAGCUGUAUGUUUAUAUUCUUAGCCAAGUUUUUUCCCGAAAAUGUGGCUGAAGAGCUGGUACAGGAGGUAACGCAGCAUCUGUUCUUUCUACAAAUAAAACAAGCCAUAUUGUCGAUGGAUGUGUACUGUCCGCCGGAGGCAUCUGUGUUGCUUGCCUCAUACGCGGUGCAAGCCAAGUACGGCGAUUAUGACGAAGCAGUAUGCAAGCCAGGGAUGCUGAUCAGCGAAAAUUUGCUGCCGCAACGCGUGAUCGAUCAGUAUCAAAUGACACCCCAAAUGUGGGAAGAACGCAUUAAAACGUGGUAUGCAGAUCAUCGAGGUAUGUCCAGAGAUGAGGCAGAAAUGGAAUAUCUAAAGAUUGCGCAGGAUCUGGAUAUGUUUGGUGUCAACUACUUUCCUAUAACGAACAAGAAAAACACGGAAGUUUGGCUUGGUGUGACGGCGUUGGGAUUGAACAUUUAUAACAAAGAAAACAAGUUGCUGCCAGUGACAACUUUCCAGUGGAAUGAAAUCCUGCACAUCAGUUUCGACGAUCGAAAGUUUGUGGUGAAAACUAAUGACAGCAAAAGCCCCAAGCCUGUGAUAUUCUAUUCGCAAAAGCUGCGCAUCAACAAAUUGAUAUUGGAUCUGUGCGUGGGCAACCACGAUCUUUACAUGAAACGGCGCAAACCCGAUACGAUGGAAAUUCAACAAAUGAAAGCCCAAGCGAAAGAGGAAAAGCAACGAAGGCAAGUCGAGCGGAAUAAGUUAACGCGCGAAAAGCAGCUGCGUGAAGCGGCAGAGCGAGAAAAGGCAGCGAUGGAGCAGAGACUGAUGCAGCUGCAGGAAGAGAUGAGAGCCGCGAACGAAGCUUUGCAUCGCAGUGAAGAGGCAGCGGAACUUUUGGCGGAAAAAAAUCGCCUUGCGGAGGAAGAGGCAAUGCUACUCUCUCACAAGGCCCAGGAAGUCGAGCAGGAGAUCAAUCGGAUGCGUAUGACUGCUCGCAAAACGGAAGAAGAAAAGAUGUACCUGGAGCGAAAGACACAAGAAGCAGAGUUACUCACUGCUCGCAUGAUGGAGGAGUCACGCAAACGAGCUUUAGAGGCCGACAAGUUGAAAAAUGAACUGAUACACGCGCGUGUGGCAGAAAAGGAAGCGAAAGAAAAAUUGCUGAAUUUUCUAAGUCGAACAUCCACCGAAUCGAUACUCAUUACACCUUCUUCAUCACCGGAAUCUCCUAUGCAUGAAAUGCAUUCGUACGAUCUCUUGGCCGACGGUGAUAUGGAACAACUUUCACUGGAAAUCGAAAAAGAACGGGUUGAAUACUUGGCCAAGUCGAAACAAGUACAGAAUCAGCUCAAGGAGCUUCGCUCUGAAAUUGAGCAACUAAAAAUCGGUGAGAAUCAAUGCCCACUGGAUGACAUCAAUGCCGAGCAGUUGCGGCUAGGUGAGACAAAAUAUUCCACCCUGAAAAAGGUUAAGUCCGGUUCAACAAAAGCACGAGUAGCAUUUUUUGAGGAACUGUAAGUUGUGUUUAACUUAUGCAAUUCAUUGUUUUUGUCUGAAUUUACAUUGGGUUACGUACGCUUAUUUUAAUUUGCUCUUUUUAUUUUUCAAUACUUUUUGAAGUUCUUUGCUUACUUUUGUUCAUGCCGCAAAAAGUAUACGGAUCAAAUAUGAUCAUUUUGAAAAACGCUUUCAUCCUCGUUGCUCCAAAUUCUUACCUCGUUGUUUCUAUAUUUGAGUUUAUCUCUACAAACUAAACACAUACCACAUAUGUUGGCGAAAUAUUGACUAUUUUCACACAAGAAAGCCAAAAAAAGUUUAUAACAAAAGUAUGUCCAAAUGUUUGUGUUGAAAUGGUGCUCCCGAUUGUUUUUAGUAGAAACGAUAGAAAGUGUUUCGGGUAACACAUGGUUCAAGUUAACGCCUUAAUUAGAUUGAUUCAACGCUUAAAGAGAUUUCGCUUAUAUUGUCUGCAUUAAUUCAAUGUCGCCAUUACUAUCGAUGAUAGUUCGACGAUAUGCUAUGGUCAAAUUAGUUUUGUUAAAUAUAUUUCACCCUUUUUUCGAAGAUAGUUAAUGUCUUUAAUACAUUUCUUCUUUCUUAAACAAGUCAUUUAAUUUGCAAAUUGCCAAUGGCGAAAAGCCAGCAAUUACCAUUAAGACCUCAUCUACUUUUACUUUGUUACGAUGUUUUGUUUUAUUAAUCCCAUUGACGCAUACCCCAGCUAGUAUAGUAGUAUAAAAUACAGCGUACCCAUUAGCUAUAAAUCACAUUUACGUAGUAUUUUCAAUUUAUGUUACAGUAAAAUGAUGGAGUAUAUAGUUUUACAAAUAUUAAUUAGAUACAAAUAACCGAAUGACGGUGUGUAUUAUAAUUUAUGUGAGAUUGCUGCAUUCAUCACUAUGACUAGUGUACCAUAAUAAUAGGUUUUUAUAGAUUAUAUUUUCAUCUUUCAACAGCUAUAAGUAGUAACACUUCAUUUGUUUCUUUUUACGAACAUCGUGUAGCGCGUAUAAUAAAGUAUGUUAAUUCAUCUUCGUACCUUUAUUUUCAUUGUUUACAUUCAUAAAUACCACACCCUCGCUUCCCUUCACUUGUUUGUCACAACUGUGCGUGUUCUAUAUAUUUGUUUGGGUUUUUCUGUUGGUGUUUCUGGUGUUCGUGUUAAUUGCAAUAAUGGACAUAGCAUUUUUUUGGAGUAUGGAAUUCAAUCGAUAGUGCCAUUUGCAAACAACAGCUUUAAAUGCUGAGUUUUAUUAAUCGACCACAUCUGCCAGCGGAUGUGUUCUAAAAAAAUAAUAAUAAUAAAAGAGAAGGUACAAGUUAUUGCAUAUUCCAAAUUUCAAAAUUAUGCUGAUAUUAUUUUGGAUUCCAUUUUCCGUAUUGCCGUAAGAAAACACAUCUCAUUUGUGAUUCAUUGUAUUCGGUUGUUAUUAUUUAUUUGAGUGUACAGUUCUAUCUUGUGUAACAAUUCAGCAUUAUCAUAUGUCAUCAGAAAAUUAAAAAAAUGUAACGGUUUUGGGUGUAACACUGCUCAGCGAUAAAUGCACUGUUCAACGGUGUCCGGGUUGCUGAAUGAAAAUAAAUGCUUAUGCUCAAUUCUGUAAAUUACAGAGAGCCGGAAGAAUCGAUAGUGUAAAACAUUACGAUCGGUUACGAUUUUCUCGUAUCUAGCACAACCUAUCUCAGGAAUGACAACUAUUAUAAGGUGCCUUGCAAAAUUAACGAACAUAUCAGGCAGUUUCGAACGAAACCAAAGCCAGAAAAGAGCUCGGGCCAUGAGAGCAAAUGCGAACGAAUUGUUAGGACUAUUGUUAUGCCGAAAAACUUCAACAGACUGCCAGUUUCUUCUAAUGAGGUGACACAAUCGAAAAGUGAACGUUUUCUAUUGAAAUAGAUUCAAAUGUUCCUGCGUCGACAAUAAAUUGAAAUUUGAUGUUUAUAA